Messenger RNA from Blumeria graminis f. sp. triticale, 1551 nucleotides. The record is from the annotation of a GenBank genome assembly. Lineage: Eukaryota; Fungi; Ascomycota; Leotiomycetes; Helotiales; Erysiphaceae.
CGGCAGGAAAUCGAAACAUGGGUAGCAGCUCUGAGCCAUUACGAUAAUAAUGAAUUUGAAGAGGCAUUGAAGGGAUUCGAGGAGAUUCAAGAUACUUCAAAAAUAUACUUCAAUUGUGGUGUAAUCCAUGCCACCUUAGGGGAACAUGACAAAGCUAUUGAAAUGUAUCAAAAAGCAAUAAACUUAGACCAGUACCUCGCUGUUGCCUAUUUUCAACAGGGAGUAUCAAACUUUCUUCUGGGUGACUUUGAGGAAGCACUAGCUAAUUUUAACGACACCUUAUUGUACCUCAGAGGCAAUAAUUUAAUCGAUUAUGCGCAGCUUGGAUUAGCCUUCAAACUUUACUCCUGUGAAGCUCUAUUCAACCGUGGUCUCUGUUACAUGUAUCUCGAGCAGGAAGAAAAUGGCAUGCAGGAUUUUUCUUACGCAUCAAAAGAAAAGGUUAUAGAAGACCAUGAGGUCAUUGAUGAGGCGAUCAAAGAAAAGGCUGAGGGAUACACAGUAUUCUCGAUACCAGUUGGUGUAGUAUAUCGACCGAAUCAAUCUAAAGUUAAAAACUUAAAAACUAAAGACUAUCUCGGGAAAGCUCGACUGGUUGCUGCAUCUGAUCGGUCUAACGCAUUCACUGGAUUUGCUGGGUCCGAAAUGAAAAAUGCUGCAAAAAUCGAUGUAAAGGAUGAUAGACCAGCAGAAAAUCUUUCUUUCGCAGCAACAAAUCUUGUGAAGCCGAAUCUUACCAGCAAACGACAAGAUGGAGAAGGAGGUGGCUCCUAUGCUGCUGCGUCAAUACCCCCACUAGAAUCGGAUAGAAAAACUUCCAUGAGUCGAGCAGCCUCUGUUAAAAAUGCCAUGAGACCGAGUCUUGGGAGCAUUAGCACAGAGAGAAGUAGGCCAAGUGAUAGGAAUGAUGAACAAAGUCCAUUGCAGACUAAUAUGAGGUCACGAUUUUCUGAUUCUAGAGCUGCAAGUAUGAAAAAACCAGCCUCUAGAGAGCAAUCACGAGCACGACGAAUCACUAAACCCUCUGACUCAGACAAAGAUACAUAUCCUGGCGAUGUCUAUGAUAUGUACUCGAAUGACAAUGGUAAAAACCCAAACCGAUCUAGCAAUCGCCCAAAAAGAAAUACUCGAGGUGGAGACGUCGAUGAAGAGGACCAGAGUGACUAUGAUGGAGAUUCUGUUGAAGAAGGUGAAUUUGAGAUCGUAUCCGGCAAGGCAAACGGGCGUUCAAGCACAUUUCCAGCAGGAAAUCGUAACUCUCGAAGGUCGGAUGUUCGACAGAUACGCAUUAAGGUACAUAGUGAAGAUGUGCGUUAUGUACUGGUGGAUGCAUCUGUUGAAUUUCCAGACCUAGUUGAUCGGGUACGAGAAAAGUUUGGGCUGCGCAAGCGGUUCAAGAUUAAGGUUCGAGAAGAUGACACUCCAGAUGGUGAUAUGAUUACCAUGGGCGACCAAGAUGAUCUUGACAUGGCUAUCAUGUCAGCUAAAGCAGCUGCCAGACGAAAUCAGUUAGACGUCGGUAAGAUGGAGAUUUGGAUAGUUGAAGGAUAA